Messenger RNA from Pimephales promelas (fathead minnow), 1420 nucleotides. It is a transcript of the gene ralaa, whose product is annotated as RAS like proto-oncogene Aa. The record is from RefSeq and is a predicted model, not a curated record. Gene Ontology annotation, biological process: signal transduction. Gene Ontology annotation, cellular component: membrane. Gene Ontology annotation, molecular function: GTP binding; GTPase activity. Lineage: Eukaryota; Metazoa; Chordata; Actinopteri; Cypriniformes; Leuciscidae.
AUCAUCAUCGGCUCUACACACACACACCCAUGAUGACUGACUGACUUCUGCCACACCAAAGAUCACCGUACCCGGUUUGUGCUCGCUGUAAACACUGACGGAAGGGAGGCUUGAGGGGUUCGGUCCGGUUCUGAGGGCAUUAUCCGGGAUGAGGCUGCAGUAACGGCAGGGAAGAGGAAUCUUCCCGAGAGUCCCUGUGUGUCUGAUUACCUUUAGCUGAACCUGCAGACACAAAGGCACAGGUGCACACGGGCCGGUACAUGGUCUUCUCUCGAACACACUCCCACCCUGACCCCUCACUUCAGUGACCUUCAGCUCCUCCCUGACCCGACCCAUAAACCCCACGACUGUCCUCAGCGCGAGCCGAACAGUAGCCGAUAGCAUGGCCACAGCCAAGCCCAAAGGCCAGAACUCACUGGCGCUGCACAAGGUGAUCAUGGUCGGCAGCGGCGGUGUGGGAAAGUCGGCGUUAACUUUGCAGUUCAUGUACGAUGAGUUCGUGGAGGACUACGAGCCCACGAAGGCGGACAGCUACAGGAAGAAGGUGGUUCUGGACGGGGAGGAAGUGCAGAUAGAUAUUCUGGACACAGCCGGGCAGGAGGACUACGCUGCGAUCCGGGACAAUUACUUCAGGAGCGGAGAGGGCUUCCUCUGCGUCUUCUCCAUCACUGAACUGGAGUCGUUUGCUGCGACUGCUGACUUCAGAGAGCAGAUCCUGCGUGUGAAAGAAGACGAGAACGUGCCGUUCCUGCUGGUGGGAAAUAAGUCUGACCUGGAGGACCGGAGACAGGUGAGCGCGGACGAGGCCAAAGCCCGAGCGGAUCAGUGGGGUGUGUGUUACGUGGAGACGUCUGCCAAGACCCGCGCCAACGUAGACAAGGUUUUCUUCGACCUCAUGAGGGAGAUCCGUGCGAGGAAGAUGGAAGACAGCAAGGAAAAGAACGGGAAGAAGAAGAGGAAAAGUCUGGCUAAACGAAUCCGCGAAAGAUGUUGCAUUUUAUAGUGUGUGUGACCCUCCACUCUCUCUCUUUUGCAUAUACUGUACAUGUACUGUACGUUCUGUGUUUCCCUGUCGCUAACUCAUCCUCUGCAGUGCUUGCUGGUGUUUGUGUGUCAGAUGUAGACCAGGACCGGAGUCUCUCUAGUGUCAAAUCACUCAUAUUGUCCAAAAGCACAGGACGCAAGAGCUUUUCUUCGUUUUCUUCAUGCGUCAGAUUUGUUUCCCCAGUUCCCAGGCCAGCGUGUGUUUGAACAUCAGCCUCGGGUGAUCCGAUCGAGACACUAAAUGCAGGUGAAAUGUUGUGAUUCAAUCACUUUCGGGUCAGUUUGAGUGUUUAAAUGUUUCUCUUCUGCUCACCAAGGCUGCAUUUAUUCGAUUACAGUUAUUUUGUGAAAUAUUACAAUUCUAAAUGGUCAGUUU